Messenger RNA from Echinococcus granulosus, 2532 nucleotides. Its product is annotated as Transcription intermediary factor 1-alpha. Gene Ontology annotation, molecular function: zinc ion binding. NCBI's taxonomy places the organism in Eukaryota, Metazoa, Platyhelminthes, Cestoda, Cyclophyllidea, Taeniidae. The transcript has 11 exons. The coding region runs from base 1 to 2532 and encodes 843 amino acids. The record is from RefSeq and is a predicted model, not a curated record.
AUGAAGCUGAAGGAAUCAAAAUCGUCACAUCAACUUUUUGAAUGUUGUAUUUGUGGUUCACAAGAAGCCUCAAGACUAUUUUCACAGUGCCUGCACACUGUCUGUAAUGAUUGUGUUGAUAAAGUAGCAGUUUCUGAUAAAUAUAUUUGUAAUAGAUGCAACAAAGCCAGCAGCAAGCUGAUUACAAAUGGGGCUCUAUGCAAAAUGAAUUCUCAGAACAAAACCCCCAAUUGUGUGUGGUGCUCCGAAGGUGGAGAAUCUAAUAUCUCACAGGGUCAUUGCGAACAAUGCAAUCAGUGGCUUUGCACCGAAUGCAUCAAGGGUCAUAAUAGAAUGCCACCGUUUAGGUCGCACACCAUAAACAUAGUUGGGGACUGUGGAGACAAAGGUUUGAAGUGUGAGAUCCACCCACGGGAAUCACUGGAGUUGUUUUGCGAGACCUGUGGUGUGUUGACCUGUCGUGACUGCCAGUUGUCGGUGCACCGUGACCACGGUGGGCACCGGUGGGUAAAGGAAAAGGCUGAGCUGCUUCGUCCUGGUCUACUGGCUGCAAUGCGCUCUCUUGAGGCGCAGAUGGAACACUUGAAGUCCCUCUUGGGUACAGCUAAGCGGGCUCCUACCGCCCUCCUUGCCAGUGUUGAUACUGCGAAGGCCUCUCUUCGCCGUUCUCUUGAUGUUCUUCUCCAUGCCAUAAACCAAAACAAGGAGAGUCUUGAUGUCGAACUUGACAAGAUCGCUCAGACGCAUAUCGAUAGACUGGCCAAAGCUCAUGACGUUAUGCGUAGCUUGCUGGAGCGCAUUGACUAUACAUUGCGUUUGUCGCACUGCCUCGUUGACAACGAGGAGAAGGAUCCGGCAAGUCUGGUGCAACUGGCAGUCUGUCUGGAAGAACGGUUAGAGGGUUUGGCAAAGCAAGUUAGUAUCGUGUCAGCAGACAGCAGCGUGGAGACGUCGGCAGCAGCCGAGGAGAAUGGGGACGAGGUGCGGACGGUGAGUGGUUGGCGCAAAUCUGCCACCUCCCGUGCUGUUUUCCUCCCUAAUCGACCAUCUGAUGAACUUGCUCAGCUCGUAUCGUCUAUCUGCUGGACUUCUGGUCAAGAUGCUGAUGACUGGAUUUCAAAAGGACCUCCUGAGUAUCAGAAAAGUGUGGACACGAUUGAUCCAAGCACUGGCCGUGAUGGUGGUAGUGGUGGCAUGGACGCCAGUGGAGGGCCAGUCGACGCUGCACUCCUCAGCAGCGGCUGUACGGUCUGUCACUCUUCUGGUCUUUUGGCGCUAUGUGCGAGCUGCCAUCGCGCCUUUCACCCACAGUGCCACCUGCCACGCCUCGAUUCAGUCUCUCUGCAUAGCCGAUGCUGGACCUGCUCCCUCUGCUCAGCCACCACUAUUAAUACCAUCAAAUCGUCCUCCUCUCCGCUCCGUCGAAUUCGCGAUGCCUGUGCCUGGACGCCAUCCACCACCAACGCGCAGCCUUCCACUUGGACCCACGAACAGUUUGAAUCCGGGUGUCGUAUUUUGCUGAGUCUUCUGUGUCAUCCGGAGGCGUUUUGCUUCACUGCCUCUGUCAACUGUCCCAUGUGCUCCUCGAGCCUAUUAGCCGAAGAUGUCUUGGUGGAGGGCAUUAGCAAUGUGGAGGGCCAGUGCGGCGUCUUUCACGGCCUCGCGCGUCUUCGCCGGUGCCUCGAGGCCUCGGAAACGCUCGCGGAAAGCCCCAUUGAGGUCUGGAUUCGCGAUAUUGACGCCUUCACUGCAGACAUCUGCGCCUGGUCUAAGAAAUUCGGGGUUCCAGCUGUCACUGAAACUCUUGACAAGGCUGCUUGCAGUCUCAGGGACGCCUUGGACUCUUGCGUUGAAUCCUAUUACCCUGCAUUUUUUGAAACUGUGGCAUUUCAAAAUACACUCCAUCUCUACGUGGGUCUGAUUGGCUCCUUUAAACACAAUGGAAUUACUCCUUUGCUCCAGUGCUUGCUCUAUCAGGUUAUCUGGUGCGGUCUUCAUACUACGGCAGAAGCACAAUCAUCGGGGAUACAUGUCGCUGGAAAGGCGAUAGUUAAUGAGACAGUGUGUGGCUCAUUAACCAGACACAAUCUACGUCGUUUUGUCUUUGCUAAAGCCAAAAGCAGAAGAAUGGGAAUUACCUUCAAGUUUCCUUCGCCUCUUGACGUGGGUCACAGCAUAGUUGUCAUUGGAGAAGUUGGGAGGACAAGGUUUGUAUUGAAGUUGGUAUCAGACUUCCAAGUUUUCGACCCCGAUCUUUCGCUGUGUUCGCCGCCAUCCCCCGUGACGUCAGAGACCCCGGUGCAGAUACCUGUAAGCGAGACAACGCCCCUAGAGGUAACACUAGACACUGGCGGCGAGUGGGAAGUUUGUGGCUUCACCCCCGAGACAAGCUCUAACGCCACAGGCUUCAACGCCGCCAGAAACGGUUUUUGCACUGGCGAACUCUUCACCUGCAAAAUCUACGUCAAAAAGGACUUUUUUGAGGUAGACCAUAUUGAACUGCCAUGCAGAAUUCUUAUUUACGUCCAAUAA